Molecule: messenger RNA, 469 nt
Organism: Lachnellula hyalina
Lineage: Eukaryota; Fungi; Ascomycota; Leotiomycetes; Helotiales; Lachnaceae
Gene: arc3
Product: Actin-related protein 2/3 complex subunit
Exons: 2
Biological process (GO): Arp2/3 complex-mediated actin nucleation; regulation of actin filament polymerization
Cellular component (GO): Arp2/3 protein complex; cytoskeleton
Molecular function (GO): actin filament binding
Source: RefSeq, a predicted model, not a curated record
GCUGCCCCUCGACAGCAGCCUCGCGCCCCACGAAUCGCCCGAGCCCGACUCAGAGUCCUACGAUGCGCUGGACGAGGUGCUGAGCCUGUUCCGCGCGAAUACGUUUUUCCGGAACUUCGAGAUCCAGGGGCCUGCGGACCGGUUGCUGAUUUAUGGGAUUCUGUGGGUGAGUGAGUGUUUGGGGAAGGUGAAGCCUAGUUAUUCUGCAAGGGAAGCACAGAAAGAAGUGCAGAACAUUGCGCUUGAUACAAAUUUCUCGAUUCCCGGCGAACCGGGAUUUCCGCUGAAUCAGAUGUUUGCAGGGCCGGAGAAUCGGCAGGAGGCUGAGACGCUGAGGCAGUAUCUAGGGCAGGUUAGACAGGAGUUGGCGCAGAGGCUGUUGGCGAGGAUGUAUGAGGGGGGUGCGGAAAGGCCGAGUAAGUGGUGGUUGAGUUUCGCGAAGAGGCGGUUUAUGGGAAAGCAGUUGUGA